AUGAGGCUGAUCAUCCGCGACAACGCCGACGCUGCCAGCGAGUACGUCGCCAGCUACGUCGUUGACCGGAUCAAGCACUUCAACCCUACCCCGGCUCACCCGUUCGUCCUAGGCCUGCCGACGGGAAGCAGCCCCCUGGGGGUGUAUAAGAUCCUUGUUCAGAAGUACAAGGCUGGUGAGAUAUCAUUUGAAAAUGUCAUCACCUUCAACAUGGACGAGUACGUCGGUAUCCCCCGGGAUCACCCUGAAAGCUACCACUCCUUCAUGUGGAAGCACCUCUUCUCCCACGUGAACAUCCACCCCAACAACGUCAACAUCCUUAACGGCAACGCCCCCAACCUCGAGGCCGAGUGCGUCGCCUACGAGGCCAGGAUCAAGGCCGUCGGCGGCAUCGACCUAUUCCUCGCCGGCAUCGGCGAGGACGGCCACAUCGCCUUCAACGAGCCUGGCUCCAGCCUCGCCUCGCGGACGCGCGUCAAGACGCUCGCCUACGACACCAUACUCGCCAACUCGCGCUUCUUCGGCAACGAUGUCGAAAAGGUUCCCAAGCUCGCCCUUACGGUUGGCGUGCAGACCGUCCUCGAGGCGAGGGAGGUUGUCGCUAUCAUUCUCGGCGCUAAGAAGGCGCUCGCGCUGCAGAGAUGCAUCGAGCAGGGUGUGAACCAUAUGUGGACGCUCUCCAGCUUGCAGCUGCACCCCCACCCCAUGAUUGUGGUGGACGAGGACGCGACGCUGGAGCUGCAGGUCAAGACAGUCAAGUACUUCAAGAGCAUCGAAAAGGUCGCCAAGGAACAAGGCUUCGAACAGAUCCUCCCCUCGAAGAUCCGCACCGGCCCAGGCCCAGUGCCAGUAACGGUCAUUGACGAGGUCGAGACUCCGACAAUCCUACACCCGCAGCCCACUACCUCCCGCCUGUUGCGCGCCUCACCGGCGACGGAGUACCCUAUCCGCUCCACGUCGCCUGACAUCGAGCUCGUCUUCGAGAACAUGGCCUCGCGCACCAAGUCGCCGACGGAGCAGCAGCUCCGCGCCAUCACGCCAGACCUCGUCACCGACAGAAUGGCCACGCGGAUCCCCGAUCCCGCGCUUGCGGGCCGUCUGACGCCGAAUCCCGAGCAGCAGCAGUCCAGGUCGGUGACCCCCGACUUGGUCCCUGACCGCAUGGCCUCGAGGAUUCCGGAGCCGUCGCUCGCGCGGCGGUUGACGCCGAACCCGGAGCAGCAGAUGAUGUCACGAGUGAAUGCCGUCGGCGCUUGA
Messenger RNA from Colletotrichum higginsianum IMI 349063, 1257 nucleotides. RefSeq names its product Glucosamine-6-phosphate isomerase. The record is from RefSeq and is a predicted model, not a curated record. Gene Ontology annotation, molecular function: identical protein binding; glucosamine-6-phosphate deaminase activity. Gene Ontology annotation, biological process: D-glucosamine catabolic process; N-acetylglucosamine catabolic process; carbohydrate metabolic process. The coding region runs from base 1 to 1257 and encodes 418 amino acids. Lineage: Eukaryota; Fungi; Ascomycota; Sordariomycetes; Glomerellales; Glomerellaceae. The transcript is spliced from 4 exons. Gene Ontology annotation, cellular component: cytoplasm.